CAGCGGAAGUUCAAUGACGUCACCAAGACAAUUAACUCAAAAGCAGCCGCACAGCAUCGUUGACUUUCUGGGCAGCCAGCGGACGUGUUGAAGAAACCUUCCAUCUUUGUGUGGUCUUAGCUAGCACCUUACCCGCCCUACCUGUUACCUGGCGACCAUUGAGAUAAACAUGGAGAAGAGUGGCGUUAUGGGCACUUUUAUGCUGUGUCCAGGUGCAGUUGGAGAAAGUUCCAUGCCCGUCGCGGGUGGAGACGUUAACGGCAGCACCCCGAAACGACGAUCCGUUGGGCUGGAGGUGAUGCUCCAGGGCGACCUCCCUGCCAAAAGCCAUCCCCCUGACAGUGGCGGAACAUCUACCAUCCUGUUGCGCCAGACUCGCGCCAUCGACGACGUCCUGGACAGAGACACCAGGCGACUCAUCAGCCGCUGUCUCACUAACUUUACUGGCCUGUCCAAGGCUGACUGGAAGCAAAGUAAAGCUCAAUCUACCCUGCAGAAGGUCGUGACAGAGUUGGUGGACAAGCACAGGUUAAAAUACAAUGGCAUCAUCAACCAGCUGUCAUUGGAUCAGAGAGGGUACGACAUGACCUUCGUCGGUGACGUGGCCCAGAGUCUGUUUGCAGACGGGACCACCAACUGGGGUCGCAUCGCCAGCCUGGUGGCCUUUGGCGCCGUGGUGUCUCACUACCUGAUGAAGAAGGAGCAAGCUUGCUGUGUGGAGAUGGUGGCCCAGGAGAUCUCCAACUACCUGCUGUCACACCAGCGCACAUGGCUGGUGGUGCACAAUUCUUGGGAUGGCUUUGCGGAAUUCUUUGAGAAAGCUGACCCCGAGACAAGAGUGAGGAACGCCCUCUUGGCCUUUGUUGGAUUGUCCAGUGUCAUGGCGAUGCUGACCUUUUUGUUGAGAUAAAUUCUACGGGCACUUUUCGUUUCACACUUUUAUUAUACAUUGAAACAGUUUUAUUUUGUUGUUGUGUGUAAGAGAAACAACUUUAGUUUCCUUUUACUUUUUUUGUCCACACUAAAUAUUAAACAUCUUCUUGAAUUGACUCCAUUCACAUUACUGUGUUUGUGUUGGGGACAUUUUUGACGCUGCGCAAUUGCAAAAAGUAGUGUUUCUAAACGAUUAUGCAAAUAUGUUAAAUAAACAAUUUAUUUGAAGUGACACCAUUCAUGCUAUUGUCAUUCUGGUAAAUUUACCCCACCUCCAUGUAUACUUUUCUCAGCCAGCUAAUAGUUAAACUUUUUAAAGUUUGGGCCGUUUAGGCUGUGCUGAGUGAAUUGCAUCAUCUACGUAUAUGUUAAGUCAGCAUCUCCCUAAAAUGGGAGUUGGCAUGACAAUGCGCACUAAAGAUGAAUGCAAACAGCAUCUAAUACGGAUACUUAGCUAAUGUUGUUUUUGGCCAUCCUUUAAUGGAAAAUAGGAUCAUGUGCAUGCAUGCAUGCUUAAGUCUUGACGUGUUAAAAGCUGUGCUGUAGU
Dunckerocampus dactyliophorus (ringed pipefish) is the source of this 1480-nucleotide messenger RNA. RefSeq names its product induced myeloid leukemia cell differentiation protein Mcl-1 homolog. Gene Ontology annotation, biological process: positive regulation of apoptotic process; intrinsic apoptotic signaling pathway in response to DNA damage; mitochondrial fusion. Gene Ontology annotation, molecular function: protein heterodimerization activity; protein homodimerization activity; channel activity. The transcript has 3 exons. The record is from RefSeq and is a predicted model, not a curated record. Lineage: Eukaryota; Metazoa; Chordata; Actinopteri; Syngnathiformes; Syngnathidae. Bases 170 to 910 code for a protein of 246 amino acids. Gene Ontology annotation, cellular component: mitochondrial outer membrane.